GCGGGGCCAGCAGGUGAGGGGCGGUCCUGUGCCCUCCUCCCCCAGGUAAGCGGCGCCGGGGGAUCCGGCGGGACUCAGGCAGCGGUCCAGCCCUGGAUGCCUGGACGGGGAGAGAUGAGGACGCGGCAAAGGUACGUUUGCGUCGCGGCGUUGGGAAGCCCAAGCCGGUCCUCUCUUCUUCCUAUCUGUUGGGAGCGGAAACCUCCCCGCUCCCUUCCUCUCUCGAGUUUCUCAGUGACUCCUUUGUUUGCAAAGACUUCGGGCAAUACAAAUACCAGCGUCCUCUUGGGAGCUGAGUUCAAAUCCAGGGGGUUGCUGUUCUACCUGUUGAAAUGGGUUUCGGUGGGCUUCGAGCGUUGCUUCGUGGUGGGUCAACUUUUGGGAGACCUCUUCCUCUUCCUCCGCCUGCAUUUCCACUUCCUUCCUGCCUUCUCCGGGGCUGCUUUUCCCAAGGAGCCCCUUCUCCCCGUUCCCCGGGUCUUUCCCUUCCUGGGGUGUAGAUCCAGGUGUGUAGGUCCGCUAGCGCCGCGCCCUUUGACAUUUGCAUCUCUUAGUCCGAGAGCAGCAACUCCCUUAUCGCCUCUCAAGAUCGCGGCGACUGAAAGGGGCUGGGGUGAGGGGCGGGAGAGAGAGACGGAGACACGAAUGAAGCCCACCCCUCAGUUUGCUUCUGGAAUCAACUGGCAAAAUCAACGGGGGGGGGGGCAUCGCAGCAACCUGUUGAGUCUCUGCCCUGCCCAGCAACUCCACCCUAGGUAUUUAUUUCAUUAUCUGUGCUUGAUAGUUGGAGAGAUUGCCAUUCUAUAGAGAAAAAAUUCACCCCAUCUCUUCUGAAUAUUGAUGGUUCCCCUGACCACAGCACCUGAACCUUGGUGUGUGUGUGUUUAAGUCUUGUUUUAGUGAAGACACCCUAAAGCUGUUGGGUAGGCUUUGUAUGCUAGAUGAAUUUCAAACAUGUACUGGUUGCCUGUGCAUCAUGUUGUACCCAUUACCGAAAUGACCAAGCCUACUCAAUAAUGUCCUGAUUCAGUCAAGCAAAGAUGGCCCUUGAUGUCCCUUCCAACUCUGCAAUUCAGUGAUUCUAAGAUGGGGUUUACAGGUACCUUCUCUCAUCUGGGCAUUGGGCAGACCAGACCUCCUUAGCUUCAGCAAAAUCGUGACCUCAUGUGCCUUGAGCACAGAUAACCUUGGGGGAAACUUGGAUACGUAAUACCCAUUUCCCUCUCCAAAGUUCCUUCUGUGCCAAUCCUUACAUGCUGUCCUUGUUCAAGUGUCCUCUCUUAAAAUACUUCUGUGGAGAUUGCCACAUAUGUGAGCAAAUACUCAAGGAGGAGGGGUGGGGGGAAACCUUCCUAAAAACCCGGCAUUUCUUUUCCUUCAUUAUGCAACCCCCAGGACUGCCGUUGAUCUUCCAAUCAGAUUUUUAUUUGCAGUUUACAAAGGGUUUGCAGCAGCUGUGUGGAGCUUGCUGGGUAGAAGACGCUGUGGAUGACAUCAGCUGAACGAUUUGUGGUGGCUUUUGUCAUCACUGAGUGCAGGGCAUGGAGUGGAAUGGUUUGUCUGCCCCAACACACCAUGUACAGAGAGAGUGCCCUUUUCAGUGAAGUGCCCAAAGCUGUUCGACAUGUGACAUCCACAGGUAUCUUGAGCUCAUGCAGCUGGCCAGGAGCUGCUUGAAAAAUGCUACUGCUCUAAGCACAAGGUUCUUAUGAGCACAGAUGUGCACUAAGGAUUGUGGACUGUGGAGUUCAUGGAGUGUGCUGGACCAGCUUAGACAAAAGUUCCACUUGAUCUCUCAGGCAUGGUGAUAGCUACAGUCAGCUUCUGUUGGAUAUGAACUUGCUUGUCUGACUUCUCCCCAUGAUGAUCAAAAACCCUUCCAGUGUGGUGUAGUGGUUAAGAGCGAUAGAUUCAUAAUCUGGGGAACCGGGUUCGUGUCUCUGCUCCUCCACAUGCAGCUGCUGGGUGACCUUGGGCUAGUCACACUUCUUUGAAGUCUCUCAGCCCCACUCACCUCACAGAGUGUUUGUUGUGGGGGAGGAAGGGAAAGGAGAAUGUUAGCCGCUUUGAGACUCCUUCGGGUAGUGAUAAAGCCGGAUCUCAAAUCCAAACUCUUCUAUCAACAUAAACAGACCUGCCAACAUUCUCUCUAGCUCUUUGGGAAAUGGGCUGAAACACAAGUUUCACUGGCUAAAAAAGCAUUCACUCUAAUCUUAGCUAUUUAUUGCUAGUAGCAUUGCCUGGUAGUAUACUAUAAUCAACUGAAAAUGGUGAAUAUAACUGCAACGGUUAUGAAUGUAGAUGGUUAUGAACAGAAAUGAUCCUGCCAAAUUGAGCCUUGUUUCCAUUUUAGUGCAUUGUCAACUGGCAGCAGCAAUCCAGGGUGUUAUAGCAGAAAGGUGAUUUUGUCCUCAACAUUCACCCAAAUUUCUAGCCAAACUACAGACAGAGGCAGGCGCCACAUGUGAGCUUCAUGGCUGAGCGGGGAUUCAAACAAGGUCCUAGUCUGACACUGUAGCCAUGACACCACACUGGCCGCAUUAGUGGCCAUAGUCUAAGUAUUAAACUACAUGUGAUGGCAGCAGAUCAUGUACAGGCCCCUUUUACUCUGAUUCCCCACCUCAGUUUGGGGCAAUUUAACCACAGCUGUAGAAGCGGCCCUGCAAACAUGCCCCCUUUCUUCCUCUCCCCAUAUAAACUCUGUGAUUGGGGCAAAUCCAUGUUUUAAACACAUGAAUCUAUUGCUGCCAUGUGUACUUUGAGCCUUAACUGCUCUUUUGAUCCAUAAAUACUCCUUAGCGCAGGAAUGCAAGCAUUCACAGGCAUUUUACAAUAUACAGUAUAUAUAAUGUUAUAGUCCUUUAACAACCUCGCUAAGCCAGGUUAAUGCAAGCAAUUUUAUCAUGAAUGAGAACAGGCUUACAAUCUGGGUGUGCAUCUGUUACUUUUCUUGUAUUGGUUUAAGAGAGGAAACAAGCUGACUGUUAGAUUUGUCUCCCACAAAUUGCUGUACCUGUUCUGUUCUGUGAGUAAUGAACACAUCAUUGUUUAUGUUUUAAAAGAAGCCUGAAAUGAUAAAAAUAUUUACAACCCGAUUAAGAAAUUAGUAUUUUGGGAUAUGCUCAAGGAAAAACCUGGUACCUUUUGAGCUUCUGCUGAAAAAAUGUUUUGUGCAGUCUUCUGAAAUGUAAUCGGCCAUCUGCCAGAUGAGACCCAGACCUGGAAACUGCUAGAUAACAGCAAGGCAGGCUGAUUGAGCUGAGUGUUUCAACAUUUGAGCUUAUGAAUCCAGCUGUUUAAAUCAUUGCAGGAUUUGUUUAGCUAUGAACAUGAAAUUAUGAUGUCAGUUUGCUAAUCCAGAGUGAGUGCUCUUUCCUGAUGCAUAACCUAAAUAUAUCUGCAUGAAUUCGUUUUCUGGAGAAGUAGGCAUGCUUAGGAGAGCUUGAUAUUUAAGGGAAGAUCGGUUAGCAGUACCGCCUCAAGCUGGAGAAUAUUAUUUGAAGAUUAGUGUCAGCUGCUACCAAGGGCAAAACUAAACUGACUGUAGCAGCAUUGUAGUCUUUGCUACAUGGGUGGAAAUCUACAGCAAAUGAAUGCUAGGCAGCUAUUCCAGACUGAAACCAAUUUGACCUGAAAUCCAACUGAAAACUGCUGUUGUCAUAUCUGCUCAGAGUUGCCUCCCCGUUCUGUCCUUUGCCUGGAUCCCUUAAUGUUCAACGGAUUCUAUACCGCCUUUUAUGGUUUGUUUACUUCCACGCAUGUCAAAAGUGCCUUGCAGUGCAAUUAGAGAUGUCAAAACAGUUCAGAGAAUGGCGUUCAUUAUCGUGGUCUCCUGUGGAUGGCUGCCUCUGCAACGAAGCCAAAAGAGGAGGAAGAAAGAAAAGGAGCUGUUGUACAGUACAAGCGCAGCCCAUUAAUUCCUCCGUGAUGGUGCUAGCCAACUGAAAUGUGGCCAUUUUUCUUAAUAGGAAAUUUUGAAUUGGAUGCAGGACACAAAGCUACCUCUUCUAGCUGCUCUUUAUACGUGGGAUGCUUCACUAGAACCUAGUUGUGAUGGAAAAGUUCACUGCAACUAGGGAGUUCUGCAUGCGUUCCUUCGCACGUAUCCACAUUUUCACCUACAGUUGUUAGUCAGCUCAAGUGUUUGGCAAAGCCUUGGGCUGCUUUUCCCCUAUCAACUCACAACAGGUUCUUGGGGCUGGAUAGGCCAGUCCUAAACCUGUAUACACAGCAGGAAGUUGUAAUGAGUUCAGUGGGACGAAGUUUCUAGUAAGCAUAUGGUUAGGAUUGCAACUUGACUCUAUUGGGUAAGGACAAGGAGAAAAACAGGCUAGCUUGGGCUUGUUUAUGGAUUAGGGUGAAACUUUACACUUUCUACUAAUCUUGCCUUUCUAAGAUAAAUUAGAGCCAAACUAGACACACCACAUAGCUCGCCCUUUUACAGUUGGUUUUACAAAAUAAAUAGCAAGUGUGUUUCCUCUCAUUGUGAAUGGCAGGUGUAGUUUGUGUGUGUGUGUGUGUGUGUGAGUGAGUGAGAGAGAGAGAGAGAGAGAAUCUAUUGGAUCCCAUGAAUCUUUGAUGUGGAUGGUUAUCCCAUUUCUGCAAGGAGGAGCUGCCAACAUGUGACAAAACCUCAACAGGAAAUGGUCUAACCCUGACAGCAGACUUAUUUCGGCUCGCACUAUAUGCAGAUCCUUUCUCCCACACCUUGAGGCAAAGACAAAAUAGAGGAUUGUAUUCUCCUCUACGCAUUGGGCCAGUAACAAAUGAGAGGGCCCUAUGGUUGUCAUGGAUGCCAUGAAGUCUCAAGUCUGCCCAUCUAAGGCAGCCUUGGAGUGAAUGUUGAAGACCCACAAGACAAAUGCCUUACAGUUCUCCAAUAUCACAACUGUUACUUGCUAGUACUCUACCAGUUAUGUUUAGUCAAUGCUUGUUGAUGUAUAUUUUGAUACAUCAGUGUCGGUGGCUGGUAGGCAGGAGGAAAGGCUUUGCAGAGAAUCUUGUAUAGUAAAGGAUAAACGCAUCUCUCUCUCUGUCUCUCCUUUGAAAAUUACAAAUAGAAAGCUUUGGGCUUCUGGUGUUGUUUACUUAUUCUCUGGGCCAUUUCAAAAUAAUUUUUUUACCAGGGUGUCCACUGUCCACCUACAAUGAAGCCAUGUUAGAUUGAUAGUCAACAGAUGUAGGUUCACUCACACUCUGAGGCUGGCAAUACAAGGAGUGGAAGCAAGCAGCAGAGAAUAAUUCAGGGUCUUUUUGAGCUUUUACUGCAGGAAGCAACUGAGCAAGGGGAAGGUUUCUGGGCACUGCACCAGUGGCAGCCUUAGAACGCACCUGUGCCGACAGCACCAGUUUCCCCGAGGCACAGAAGUCAGUCAGGAAUAGCUGCAUAGAGAAGAGCUCUCACUUUCAAGUCUCUUCCUACUCCCACCCCACUAAGAACAACUGUGGAGGAUUUGGAUGAGGGGAAGUACAGGAUGUUUCCAAUGUCCCCACCAGUUCUCAUAAAAUCAUAACGCUUCUUGGUGUGCAGUAGCACCUGGGGCACCUAGCUAAUGCCACAGAAACUGUGCCCACAAACAAAGUCACACAGCAAGAAGGUCCAGCGCAGAGGGCCUUCUGGCAGAUCCCUCCCUGCGAGAAGUGAGGUUACAGGGAAUCAGGCAGAGGGCCUUCUUGGUAGUGGUGUCUGCCCUGUGGAACACCCUCCUAUCAGUUGUCAAGGAAAGAAACAACUAUCUGACUUUUAGAAGACAUCUGAAGGCAGCCCUGUUUAGGGAAGCUGUACACUGUAUUGUGUUUUUAAUAUUCGGUUGGGAGUCACCCAGGGUGGCUGGGGAAACCCAGCCAGAUGGGCGGGGUGGAAUUGAUAAAUUACCAUUAUUAUUAAUAAUAAUAACAUUACUACUAUUAUUAUUAGUGAAUCCCACCCUUCCAAUUAACAUUUAAAGGUUCUCCCUAGACCUGAAAUUUUAGCAGGUUUCUUAUCUAGGGUACCUUUCUCACGUCUGCUGUUUUCAGACUAGUUUUCCUCAUAACAAAAAAGGAGAACCGAUUACUCCUUUUUUUAACUAACCUCAAAACUGUAAACGCCAUCCUCGCAGGAAAACCAUGGCAGUUAUUCACCACCUUGGAAGGGUCUAUGAUGCCUGAAAACUCCAUCAAAUUCUGCCAAAAAAAAGUACAGAUGUGAUGCUGAUAAUACCAAGGUUACAAGUUUGACUCCCCAAUAUGGGACAGCUCCCUCCCUCCCUCCCUCUGUGCAUCUGAAGAAGGCCAGCUGAGAAAGGAACAUGGGAAACAACCCUCAACCUGGGCAAACCUCAAGUUGUUUUACAAUCUCUCCCUGCGAUUGUGUGAAGGAGAUUCCCCAGGCAGCUGCAUUUCUAGACAUUUAUUAGCUAGCAUUCUGUAUCACAAAGGGAAUCAUCAGGCACACAAAGGUAGUGGAGAUGUCCUUGGUUGCAAUCUAUUUGGAGGAAAUUAUUCCAUUCUUCCAUUCUGCUUUGCAUGACUGUGCUCUCCAGGGUGGCCUCUUUUAAGAGUUACUGGCCACAAGAAAGCCCUGUAGUCCUUCCCUUUGGUAUUUUUAUUUGUCAGGAAUCUCUAAUCUAUGGGAGCUGUGCUCCUUUCCUUCCUGAAGAGAACACCAGUUGCUCCUAUUUUGCUGUAGCAGGGCCUGCAAAACAGGGAAGGCUAGUCUUGAUUUUUCCCCCCAUUUAAAAAUAUUUAUUUUAUUACUUAUUCCAUAAAAUGUAUACACCGCUUGACUGUUAAAAAGCAGCAACAACCUCAAAGUGGCUUACAAAAAUAUAAAACCAAAAAAGUUAGGAAUUUUCCCCCAGGACAUUAAAACAUAUAAGAAGUUAAAAUACUAAAAGCAGAUUAAAAUUCACAUCAGCAUUUCUAAGCAUCUGGGUAGGCCUGUCUAAACAGGAAUGUUUUUCGCUGUACUCCUGAUGCUCCAUCAUCAGGGUCUAAUGAUGGAGUUCUUGCUAUGUUCUGUUCACUUCCCUUGUUUCCCAGCCUGUGUGUGUGUAAGACUCUUAACUGAGACAUUCUUCUGGUAUACACUCAUAGAAUCACAGAAUUGGAAAAGACCAUGGGGGUCAUCUAGUCCAACCCCCUGCAAUACAGAAAUCUUUUGCCCAACAUGGGGGCUUGAACCUAUGACCUUGAGAUGAGUCUAGCUAAUGCCACAUUCACAAGAUCCAACCCUUGUACUCCGCACAAUUAAUUAAUCUGGAAAAAAGAACUAUCCCUGAUAUUGUAUAUUCUAUCAAAAAUUGAAUUAAAAUCUUGAUGAACUUUGAGGUCAACCAAAUUCCCAAAUAUUUAAUUUUUUAAACUACUUUUAUGCUCGUUUGUUGUUGCAUCUUAUCUACCAUUUCUUUAUCCAUAUUUUUAAUUAACAUUUUUGUCUUUUUUAUAUUUAAUUUAAAACCUGCUACUUGUCCAAAUUCUUCAAUUUCCUCUAAUCCUUUCUUAGCACUGACUAACGGUUCUUCUGUUGUUAGUACCAAGGCAUCGGCAAAGGCUUUAACUUUCUUCCGACUGCAAUUUUUUUAACUUCUUCUGUUUUCCUUAUCCUCAUCAGGAGGACUUCGAGUACCGAUAUGAAUAGUAGUGGUGACAAUGGACACCCUUCAGGGUCAUCAAGUUUUAGGAAUAGCUUGUCAUGGCUUUGUGUAUCACACCUGUAAUCUGUAUUCCAGCAGCAAAGGAAAACGGCUGUGGAAAAGCUGACAAAGAGCCAUCACUUUUUCUUAUUUUCCAAAAGCUGUCUGUUAUUGCUUAUUUUGAUCACCACAUAUUUUCUGAUUUCCAGAGAUGUCUCCCAACUCUUCAAGAGCCCAGCUGGAACAACUGCAUAUAAUUUGAAAUUUGCUAGCCAAUCGUUGCCAGAGACAAUCAGCUUGAUUUUCAUUUUGCAACUAUAUUCUAGAACCAUCAGGCUAGAACCUCCUUUGGCUUUACUGAAAUGAUAGUUCAAGAUGGUGGGUACCUGAAUGAGGAGGAAUUGCUCAGCUGCCAGCUCUGGGUAUGGGACAAAUGUUAACAUUACAGUUUUCAAGUGGUAACCUGCAUGUCAGUGCAAAAAUCUAUCAAGCGCCAGCUCCUCUCCGCUUGGUACAUGUUAAUGAAAAAGCUGUAGGGGGUAUUCCUGCCGCUGAACAACACAUUAUAUGCGUGCCAAGUUAAUCAAAGGGAAUUGCUUUUGUUCUGAUGAAGCUAUAAAUAAAUAACGAAUGCACAUCUGGCCAAAUUUAAAUUAGGAAUAGUUUUGGAUCAAAUAUAGUUGAGUGCAUUUGCCUGGGACUCCUUUGGGAUGUCAAGGAUUCGGUUAAGGCAGUUUUUAUCACGGAGAGCUGGUGAAACGUAAGAAAUCGCCUUAUACUGUCAGACUGUUGGUCCAUUCUCGAGUAAAGGCCAAAGCCCUGAGGUCCACUAAUUGGGUGCAAAGCAGUGUAUUGAGGAAGGAGGGGGGAAUGGCAUGACUUGCACUUGGAAUUAAGGAGCAGAAUGUUCCUGAGCAUAUGCUCAGGCACGAAAUGUGGCCUUAAGAGCAGAGGCGAGCGCACAAAUUCAUACAAAAAUCCACUCCUGCUCCUCCACCCCAAGUCUGAUGUCAGCAACCUAACUGGGGAGAGGGGGGAGGAAGCCAUUUUGUUCCUGCUGUUGUGAAACCAUCCGGCAACAGAAGCCCCUGACGCCCUCCUUGAAUUUGCUACCACAAGAUGUAGUGAUGGCCACCAACUUGGUUUAAAACAAAUUCAUGGAGGAUUAAUCAACCACGCAUUACAAGUUACGGUGGUUAAAUAUUGGCUCCCAUUACCACUGCCGAUAUGCCUCUGAAUAAUGGGGAACGAGAAUGGGAGAGGGGCCUAUUGCAUUCAUGGCAGGCUUUUUGUAUCUGGAUGGGUUACUAGGCUGCCCUAGAUGGGCCUUUGGUCUGAUCCAACAGAGUCCUUCUUACAUUCUUACUUGCCAAUCCUACUGCGAACCACCCAAUCCCAAUCUAUGUUCUACCCACCCCUGACCAGGGCUGCUACUGAACUUCUUUUCUAGCCUUCCUGCCUGAGACUUGUCAAUGGAGUGAACCUGGGACAUUCAGCAUCCAAGACAUGUGCCUCUGGCCCUGAACUCCAGCCCAUUUGCCUACUCUUUGUAAAGCUAAGCGUACUGAGUUAAAUCUAAGCUCCCUGAUUCAAAUUGCACUACAACCGCUAAUGAUGUGCCAAACCUUGGGGAAAGCAUGAUCCACAAUGCAGGGAUGCUGCAAACCUACCUUACAGGUAGGUUGGAAGAGUAACUGAGCAUAUUUAUGCGAAGUGUUUAGAUUGCUCCAAAAUGUAACAUAAACACUAAAUAUUAUCAUAAUCCAUUAGCUAAAUGAAUCGUACUGUUUGUAUAGCAGGUGGUAUUUUCCAUUGUGUUUUUAAAAGGGGAUAGUGGCACUAUUUCCCCCCCCUUUUUUUAUUCCAUUGGAGGAAAAGCAGCAGCAGCCCUGGAGUAGUUCUUGGAUUCUUGCGGCUUCAAACUGCCUCUGCUGAACUUGUACUGUACAUUCCUUCUCUCCCCCACUCCCGCGUCUUCCGCUGUCGAAAAUGUUUUGAAGUCUGUUUUGCUUCACGAGAACCGCGAGCAAAUCGGGGACCCAAGGGAAAAAACCAAAUAGCUACCGUUUCGAUCUUGCUGGAUUGUGAAACGAACCACAGCAGGUGGGAUGGGACUGUAUAUGCUUCGGGAAAUUGCAAUUCCCAACGGUUCAUGGGGAUUCUCAUUUAACUCAGCAUAUUCAAGAGCUGCUUUCGGAGGCAAAGCUUUGGAAUGAGCACCGUCCCAGCAGAGCCAAAUUAUCACCAGCCCUUUAGCCUGAGUCUCGACAGCUGAGGACCAGGGGAAACUGUCUGGUGAAAUGAAAGACUUUGGGGUUGGCAGCAACACUUGCUAGCCUCCAGAUGUCUGCCUGUCGCUCGCCAGUAUUUGUGACAGUCAAGCCAUCUGCACCGAUAACUGCGAGAACUACAGAAAGACAACAGGAAUGUAAAAUGUUGACAGAUCUCGCACGAGACCUGUGCCAUUUAAUUGUUGCAUGGGAUGGAGUUUUGUAGCAGGCCUGGCUUUUCUGCCAUAGUUAAGGUAAGAGAAAUUACAUCUGUCAAAGUUCUCCUUUGUACACAACUGUUAACAGAUACAGGAGCCUUAUCAUAUGUAGAAUUGGCAACUUAAAGUGUGCCUCCCCACACAUCCGUAGUGAAUCUUCUAACUUGUUAGUAUUAAUUAGCUGGUUUAAACCAAUCAGCCUCACCAACCUAACUGUUUCUGUGUUAUAGUCUUGGCCCUAAAUUUCUUAAUAUGGUUCAGGAAAAGAGCUGGUCCAAAGUGCAGAUUUUUCUGUCCUUGCGCACUCAUUUUAAUAACUCUCUUGAUUCACCAUGUUGCAAUCUCUUGUGAUUCUUCUGUAGAGCAUGACUCCUUGUUUUCUGAUCAGAAUGACCAAGAAGCCGUUUGGGUCAGGUUUCCCCAAUUCUCUCAUAUGCUAGAUAUCCUUUGGGACUAGCAAACUGAGCAGGACACAUCGCCAAAGUGUUGUUUCAGUUAUGCCUACACCUGGGUCCACACCGCACCCACACACUUUUGUCACGCUUGCUUUGUUUUGUUACUUGCCGUUCCAGAACAGACCACUUCCUGUUUUUCCUACAUCUGCUGGAGUGGCAAGCUUGGGUUUUUAAUUAAAGAGUAAAUUUGAACAAUUGCACGCAUAUACCAAACCACCACCGCACAAGGAUUUGCAGAGUAUAUAUGCAUGCUUUUGGAGAAUAGGCACACCAGGCACACAUAAACUGUUUAAGCAUAAGGAACUUGCCCUUUUGCAUUUCCACUGAAGUGUCGCACAAAUAUUGAUGCCUAAUGGGGCUGGCCCUACCAUUAGGCAGAGGAAAGCGGCAGCCUUGAGCAGCUGAUUUGGGUUGUGUCAGGAAAAGGCAGCAAAUUGUCAGCUAUUUAAUUUAUUAUGACUGCAUUUUUACUGCCAAGGAGGUUGAGAGACACUUGUGGGAUUCUCUGCCUCAGGUGCCAAAAUAACUUGGCCCCUCUUUGGUGAUGUGAACCUUGACCAGUGGGGAGGGGUUUCCAUUUGUUGCUUCACCUCAGGCAGCAAAAUGUCAUGGGCUGGCCCUGAUCACUAGCUGAGAUAUGGGCUAUCCUUCCUUGUGCCAACAUGACAGAUUGUAGAAAAAUCAGCCAUUCUGGAAACUCACACUGAUCUGUGUAGCAACCUGUGUAACAAGAGAAUAUUAAACUGAGGGGGAAGGGGGGGUGGAGGAGACCCAAUAUUUUAAGGAGGUUUAGAGAAGCAUGCUUAUGCUCAACUAUUUGGUCUGUCAAUCUUUCUCUCAGCCUGGUGGUAUUUGUUUCACCGAAUUCCUGUGUGUUGCCACCAGGUGAAGCAAGGUAGACUAAAAUGCUGUGGGUUGCUUUUUGGGUUGCUGUUAUGCCUUGAAGAGAGGCAGCAGAGCAGUUAGGUAGCUUUAGACUCUGGACUCUAUUGUCUUCCACUCACCCCCUCUGUAAAUAGCAUGGUAUGGUGUAUUGAUAAACCACCUUUUGGCCCCAAAGAAAUAUACAAUAAAGGUACAAUACGUAAAAGACAUAAAUGAAAACCAUAUAAAAUAGCGGUUGUUCUCACUGAGGUUUUUUAUGCAUUGUAUUUUUUUGUAUUACUUUGCUAUGGUAAUGUGUAUUACUUCAGAAUGUCCUAAGCGAGUCCUAUGCUCUGUGUGCUUUAUUGGGGGCGGGGGCUACUCAUUCUGCAGAGUGAGGCCCUGGAUUUCUGCCCCAGAGUCUCUUGCCCAAUAGGCACCACUGCAGGGGAGGGAUGCGCCUUUCUUCCUGUUGUGGUGGAGCAAACGUAUUAUGAUUCGUCACUAAUGGAGUAUAACACCGUGAGAUGUGCUGGGAAUCUCUGGCAGAGCCGUUUGACCACUCCUCUUCCUCUAUGCUGCGCUGUUCUUUCCCUCCAACCAGAUGGCACCUGAUGCCUCGAGGGACUGGCAAUGGGCUAAGGUAGCCUUUAGUCCAAGCGCCGUUUCUCUGAUCCAGACAGCCAGUUGUGAAAUAUCUGGCCGUUGUUUCCUCCCAGUUUUGCUUCAGUUGCCUACUUGAAAUUCGUUGGAAGGUUUGGGCUUGAUUCUCACCCUGCACCAUUUGGUUCUCCCAGAAAUGCGAAGGCAUGGAGGCAGUUUUGAAACUGAACUCUGGAAAGACAUUCCAUUUAAGUAGGUCCCAGGGUCAGAAAGCAAUAUAAAAGUGGGGUUGUAGUUAGUUUUUGGUGCCAGUCUGGGACACUUUGCUCCCUGAAGCAGAGGGGUCUUCUCCCUCAUCCCCACCCCACCAGGGCCAACACUUAAAAAUCUAUACCUUGGCUUUCUAGAGCAGAUUCAGUAGCCUUUCUUGCUCUGCACCUGUGUUUAGGUGUACCUGAGAAGAGCCCUGCGAAGUCAGACAAUCAAUCUAGUCCUGCAUCCCGUUUUGCAUGGUGGCCCACCAGAUACUACUAGGGAUCCCACAAGUAGGGCAUGAAGGCGACCUCUCUGGUUACCUAAUCCUAACAUGUGCAGUAGCUCUGAGAGAAUCUACCUCCAGAAUAUUCCUCCUUUUGGGACCAUCCUAUGAAUGAUCUACUGUUUCUGGAGAGGGGAGGGGCAACCAAUAAAAGACUGUCUGACACAUUCCCAAGACAACCUCAUUGCCGUGCAGUAGCAGAAGAGCAGUGUAAGCUUGUUUGGGGGCUCAUGAAUUCUAGACAAAGAUUUCCCUUUAAAAAGCAUACGUUCCAGUUCUUAUCUUAACUGAUCCUGGGACUUAAAGUCUCAGACCUGUUGUCAGAGUUGGCCCACAUGAGGCAAGGUGAGGCAAUCGCCUAGGGUGGCAGGACCCACAGGGACAGCAGAUCCUGAUGUAGAUCUUUAUUUCUUUCUCUGUGGUUUCUGAUGUAGAUUUCCACUCACCCCUUCUUCCCUGGCAGGGUAUGUGUGUAUGUGAUUAUGUAGUUUGCUUCAGGCUCCAAAUGCCUUAGGUCAGGCAUUGGUAGAUCCCUGAAUGUCCGUGGUAGAUCACUGGUAAAUCACUGGCUCCCCCAAAGCAGCUCAGAAAGUUUGCCCUGCACCCCUAAGAAACUGUGCUCAACAACUUUGACCUGAACCCCAAAAAAGGGGGUUCACUGCCAGUUUGAGUAGAUCGCAGUCUCUUGGGAGUUGGCCAUCCCUGUAAUGCCACCUCUCCAAAGUUUGCAAGUUAAGACGCCGCCUAGCACUCCUGUUCCGAACUGGCAAGCGCAGCCUAUUCAAUUUGGAACUUUUGAGCGACUGUCUCUCUUGGCAGCCCGCGGGGUCCCUUUGCACAUCACAACUGCUUUGGGGCUGUAAAAUGCAUCGGAGCAAAGGAAAACCAGGGAGCUACAAAGGGCAAGGCUGCUGCCGUCUGCUCAGAGAGGCUGUGAAGACAGGACAAAAGUGGCUGCCGCUGCCGCCCGUCUUUUCUCACACGGGGUCGAGCGCCGGCGAGCUUUCUGUUUGACUGAAUGAGCACACACGGCACUCGAGCACGAGGUUAGCCUGGAGGAGGUGCUCACAAUAAACACAGCUGUCCACAGAGCACACAGACAUGGGCUGUACCACUUCAGAUGCAGGGGAGAGCAGCCACAGGUAGUUCCCCCUCCCUUCCGGGUCCCUUGGUCUAGGGAACCACCUCCUGGGUGUCUCUGAGCACAAAACUGAUGUGCAAAUGCAUCUGGCAGGGAUGCAGGCGAGAGGCACUGAGGCACCCUGAGCAGCCUGAGAAAAUAGAGGGCUUGGUCCUAGCCAGAGGGGACCCACUGAGGGCGCUGGCUUAGCAGGUGCCCUCAUCUUCCCGGUCUGAGCCUGACUCUUAAGAGGCAGACAGAGCACUGGAGGGGCCAGGAGGAGGUGGCUCGGUCCCAUGGCUGCAAAACUCUUCAGGUAGGUGCCCCUUCCCCCCCCCCACAUGUUUUCUUUUGUUUGGCUGAGCAGUUGUUUUUGUAUUGUUCUUUGGAAAAGAGGUGGGAAAUCCAUUAGGGCUGCGCUGGAAAUUCACCUGUCAGAGCUAGCAGCAGCCAGAGCCUCAUCUUUAAUCCAACCGCUCACAUGGACACUGGGGGGUCGGGGAGGUUUGAAGUCAUGAAUUGCAGAGAUGCAAGUUUGCCACAGGCUCUUUAGUCUUCUGAAAGCCGCCGGCCUUUUAAAAUCAGAGUGGGUUCCCAUUCUCUUCAUACGUAAAAGUGGCUGAUGGAAUGAAGACACAGAAGGAGAUUGGCGAAUUAGAGCUUUCUGCUUCUGAUGCAAGCAGCCAGGAUAUCUGAAGCCUUUGGAAAAUUGCUGCUUCCUUGCUUUAAAAGUAUCUGUACUUUCCCUCUACUCCUAUAGUCUAAUGUUGGAACAUCCAGAAAAGAGAACCUAUGUCUCACUUUCUGAUCACAUUCUUUAUGUGGCUCGUCCUACUGCUUAUUUAAUGGAUAAUUGUCAUUUGUAGAGCUUCUGGAAUUUUAUGUGACUUCCUUCCCUUUGAAAUGCAAUUGUUAAAUGACUGAGGUAAAAUAGCCUGCCUCUUAUUUGCCAUGAAAUGCAUAAGAAUGAGAGAGAACAAUUCUUACCUACCUACCUACACACACACACACACACACACACACACACCUUACUUGCGUCUUCCUAUAAACAAUUUGGUAAACAGCUCCAAUUUUUAUAAGCAGUUUUAAAUGUUUAAACUGUAGCAUUGUUGUGAGUAAAUUCCUGUUUUGUAGUGUUAAUUUCUCUGCCUUUUACUUCAGAGGGAGACCAGAAUCUAUGAAAAUAAAAUACAAACUUCACGGGACCCUCAUUUACAGACAUGGAGAUGCUUAGUGUCACUUAAGUGUGCCCUCCCUCACUUUCAUGGAAUUCAAUGCAUCCCUUGCUUAAAACAUUGAUAAUUGAAUAUUCAUUAUUUAUAUUCUUGCAAGCCCAGAAAAUGCUGAAAACGUGUGAAGAAUAAAUAGAAUGUGAUGGUGGUGAGAGGAGUAAACCGAGAAAGAAAGCAAAAUGUUUUCAAAGGCAUCAAAUAUAUCUUGUUUUUUCUUUAUUCUUUGCAUUACACCAGUGAUCCUGCUCUGUUUGACAUGUGUGGUUGCAUGAGUCCUUAACCUUUGCUGGACCAUGUCCUAAUUUAUUCUUUAGUAAGCAAUUUCAAAGCACUCAUCUGGCAGGCAGGAUGCUACCCUAGCACGGGGGGGGGGGGUUGUUUUUGUUUUUCUUACAAAGUUUCUUCACAAAGUUUUCAUACCGUUCAGAUGUUAACAUUUUUGCUAUAUUCUACACCUGAGAAUACUUACUGUUACCUAGUUUUCAGCAUGAUGCUCUCGUAUUUUCAGGCACAAAUGCAAUAUUAAUUAUUUUAAAAGGAUGGCUGAGGGCAAUGUCCGAUGAGCUAAGAGCUUUAUGGAAUAUGGGAUCAUACGGGAGGCAGUCUUCUGUAUCUGUCAUAGUGUCUCCAGAAACUCCACCUGGAUUUACAGCUUAAAGAAUCAAUAGCUGCCCCGAGAGCAUUGAUGCUACCAUUCUCUAAAGAGCAACUGAUGCUGAACACACAUCCUCCUAUAUAUCAUUGUAUGGGAUCCACUUAACAGCCAUCAGAACUAAGUGCCUCAACACGAGACCCCUGAGGGUCAGUGGACCCACGCAGAAUUGGCAGGAAUAGUUACCGGUGAUGGCCAUUGUGGCAGAGCAAUUAUUAUGACAACCUGUAGGUUUGUGUUGUAACUGUAAACUUGGCCCAGGAAGUUACAUUAGCACAAAAGGCUGGUUUGCUGCUAUGGCACCAGUAACACAACUGCCAUUCCAUCACAAGGCCUCUUAUUUUUCUCACAAUAAAUUUUCUCAUUAAUUUGUUUGAAAGGGGAGAGUUGGCACAGGCCAGGAUUUAGGGAUGACUUCACUGUAGACUCCUGCAACAAUGGUUUUGGCUCAGCCCUAUGCACGUUUUGUAGAAUAGCAAUUUUAUAAUUAACGAUGAUUGGCAUGGGAACUUUUGCCUCGAGAUGGAAGUGCGCAUGAUGCUGAAACUGUCACUUGAAGGCGCAUGCUUGUGCAAAACCUUAAAACAGCUGGUGUGGGGGACGAGCCAGGAUUACAGCAUGGUGGGCUCUAUCCAUGACCACCAUCUCCAGUUCUAUGAUCCGAAUGAAGGUUCUUCCUCUCCCCCAGGCUGCUGUUAGUCCCAGAAAAGUGUUCCCAUGGGCGCCACUUCUGUUACACUGGGAGCAAGUCCUUCUGGCUGCUCUUGUAACUGCACACAGAGAAGGGGCCACGGCUCAGUGGUGGAACAUCUGCUUUCUGUGCUGAAGGUCUCCGGUUCAGUUCCCAUCAACUCCACAUAAGACUUGGGACUCAGCUAUACAGCUGCAAAUAAGUUGGUUUGAAUAUGUUGUAAAGUGCAAUAUACAAAUGUGACACAAGAUGGCGACCAUGAGCUAUGCCAAAUUCAAUGUAUUUUUCAAAACGUGUUGUUUUUUUAAAGCAUUUUCACAGCAUUUUUUAUAUGUGUGUAGGUUCCACCUUGGAAGUACACAAGUAAUCCGUCUCUUACAAGACAGGGAAACUAAAACUUUGCAUGUGAACCCCCCUGACCCCCUUUUCUGGUUCUUUCACUUUCCUGUAGCAAAGUCUUAUCUUUGGCUUGCAAUUACAUGCCUCUAGUCUCUUUCAUGAUCCAUUUCUGCAACAGGAAUUGAGUGGUCCAGGAAGAGGUGAUGGGCUUGGCAGUGGAGGCAUUACCAACCCUCUCCUUUUGGCAUGUUUCUGCAGUGGCAUUUCAAGCCGCGAUGCUGCUUUUAACUCAUUUAUAUUGUCACAUUAUCAUUUAAACCUCUGUUGAUUUACAAAUAAAUAUCACAACUAUGCAGCAGUGUGGUUAUUGCUGGCUCUCUGGAACAAGCACACCAAGAUUAGUCUAUGUUAAAAUUUUCCCCUAAAUUAAGCCAGGUUAUCAAACAAAUGCAAUUCUGUCUGCCCUCUCCGGUAAAGAUCCCAAGAGUAGCAUCACAAAUCCAUCCCCUCCCCCGAAUACCUGUUUACCCAUGUAAGACAUAUGAACAUGCAUAUGUAUGCAUUGGCACACUAGGGAGCACCAUGUUAUCCUGUUUAUCGCUCUGCCACAAAGUUGCCUGGCAUCCUUCCAGCAGCCUUCUCAGAGCUUAAGUGAGCUGGCAUCUACAGUAGCAAGAGCAUGAAUUACGAGCAGGAAAUCUCCUUAAGCUCUGAGCUCACUGGGUGGCCUUAGGCAUGCCCUCCUCUCAGUCUUCGCUUUCAAUCUGCGAAAUGGGGAUAAUAAUGCCAGCACUUACAGGGGCGCUAUAAGGAUUACUGAGAUACAUGAGAAGCACUUUGAACAUUUCAGGGGGGAAAGCACUAUAAUUAAACAUUAGUGCAUUAUUAAAUAAAAUUGGUGCAUGGGAUGUGAGUCACAUACGCUACCCUGGUGAGGAGAAGAAACUAGCUGGCAAGUAUUUAAAUGCUGUUUUCAUGGCUUCCCUGGAGUAGAUCCCUCUGGUAGAUUUACUCACUGUUUAGGAACACUCCUGAGAUGUAAAUUAUGUCUUGGGAGUCAAGUGGGUGAAUUGCUAUGCCAUUGAGACCGAAGGCUAGGUAGUAUUUAAUUAUAGUUUGUUCUCCAUCCCCACUGCUUAGAGAGGAGGAGGGAAGUCUUUCUUCUGGGAACAAACUCCACCCCCCUCCCUCCCAUACAAUCUGCUGCACUGAGAGCUUUGACUCUCCAGAAGGAAAUCUUAGCUCUGUAUCCAGUGUUGCCAUUUAAUCUUCCCUGGAGGUCUAGUUAGUGCUUCUGAAGCUUGGGUUCAGAUAAAAGCAACUUCUCCUUUACAGCUUGGGGGGGAAAGCUUAUUCUGCUCCUGGGUUGCUUGGUGAAAGUGGUGCUGCUGUCCUUAAACAGAGGGCAGCAUGGCACAAUACGUUGGCGCUGCUUCGAGCUUGUGAUUUUUGUUGAUUUCACUGUAGAUCCAGGGGCUGGAGAGAUGCUGCGUGGCUUAUAGGAUUUAUCUGGGAGAUCAAAACCACAGACAGAAGCAGGAAAAAGGAAGGCCCAUUUACAGGCACCCUGCUCCCCAAGUAAGUUAAUUGGUGGUUUGGCUAUUGCUUCCUAUUUUCUGGUCAUCUUCUCUGAAAAAGCCACUAAACUCCCAUUAUGAUUGCUUUUUUGGCAUUUCCCCUUCUAAAUAUGCAAAUACACCUUCAGGGCCUUUUCAGGUCUGGAUGAAAGAUCUGCUGGAGAUUAUGGGAAGAAUAAAUAGGGAGGAGACAGGAAGAGGAAAAGAAGGUUUUGAUUUUUCCUUCCAGGCACUAUGGCAUCAUCACUUUUCAUCCUGCCUUUCCUCCUCCUUUACAACAACCCUGUGGAGUAGCACUCAGGGAUGAUGAAUGGCCACAUGGCUAGCUCAGCAGUCAGGUGGGAUGUGAACCAGGACCUCCCUGUACUGGGACCUCCCUGCAUUACCAUCACCACUGCCUUUGAUUUCUCUGUGCCACCUUCCCAGCCUCCCUCCCUGCGUCCUCUGCCCAUGUGCAGAGCACGCUCCGCUGGCUUCUACCCACCCAGAGGCCUCUUUCUAGCCUUCAUUCUGGUUGAUAUUCUGCCUCCCCCCAGUCCCUCAAUAAGCCUCUGAUUCCCCGCUCUGCAAAAGCUCACAUGGAGGCACUUUGUUCCUCGCCCCGAUCUUAUCAAAUGUUACGAACUUUCUGGCUUUCACGCUGCUUCUACCCUGCCAUGUUAUACAAGGUUUUCUGAGAGCUCUGGACAUUAGUGGGUAAUGCAUUUGACUAAGAAGCGCUUCACCUCCAGGGAAAUACUAGGCUUUAAUGCAGGUCAGCAAUGAUUGAACGCUGUAAUCAUCAGAUGUCUGCUCUGUGGCCUAUGCAGAAUGAGGUUAAUGUGACUACUCAGUUCCUGGUGGAAUUGGCCUCACUGAGCUGGGAGCAUGAGAAGGGGAGAACGGGAUGCUUGCAGUGGUAGAAGGGGGAGGGAGCACCUUGAAUGUGCCAACAACAAACUGGAGCUUCUGGGGCCUUCGAUUCAGAAUGUAUAUCCAUGUUAUUUUAUAAACCCAAACGUUGCACCAGGGUUUUGUUUUGUUUUUUGUUUUAAAUCAAUGGAUUAAAUUAUAAACUGGGCUAGGGAACCUGUGCCCUCUAGGUCAGACUCCAAAGGUGGUGGUUGGACUCAAGCUCCCUUCAUCCCUGACCACUAGUCAUGCUGGCUGGGGCUGAUGGGAGCUGGAGUCUUGCUAAUGCAGGUUCCCCAUCCCUGUUUUAAACAGAGAAAACUGCUAAUGACAAAACGGACAAGGCUAUAGCGACACAGCAAAGCGAAGCCACCAUUUACCCUACACUUGGAUAAAUAGCACUGGGAGCAGAUUUGUGACCCUGGAGCUGGGCGGCCUCUAAGGAGUAGCAGCAGCAGCAGCUCUCCUUCCCUCCCUCAUGUAUGCUGCAAAUUGAAUUACUCUGCAAAUUACGUAGCUUGAGGGAAACCUCUUGCAGCCGGGCAAUUAACAAAAAGGCAGCUUUCCUUUCAGACCUGAUUUGGAGAGAAUGGAGCCCUUAAAAAGCCACCACUCACCCAUUGUCCUGAGCUUGCCUACCCAGUCUGCUUUUGACCCCUGACCCUGGGAUGUCAGACAAAAACAAGGGAAGGGGCAAGGUUUCAUUUGUGCUUUUUGCAGCUGGAGUCUUCGGCGGCUCUGUGAUGCUCACAAGCGAACGGCAAGAGCUGUUUGAUGGUGGAACAGACUCCCACAAGGGGUGGUCAGGCUCCCCUUCCUUGGAGGUUUGCAUUCACUGCCUUCCAACUCUACAGUUCUAUGAUUGUAAUGUGGCUGUCGGAUGAAAACAUCUAUGAUAAAGAAGGCUUUACAUAUAUAGCACUAGUUAGUGAGGCAGGAGGCAGGGUGGCCAACAGUAGGCUGAGCCAGGGCCAAAGACAGGCAGAGCAAACUAAUUCUAAUUUUGCCCCAUCUUCCUCUGUCUGGGUUCUAAGAGCAAGGAGGUUGCUGGCAGCCAGAGUCAACCAUUAGACUGUUUGUAAAUAAGGAGGCAGGCAGCGGUUAAGUGUGGUGGGGCAGUGCCUCACUUGCCCUAAUGGAUCAGCCUUGGGAUGACUGGGGAGCAGUCACACUCUGUGCAGUGUUAGAAACUCAGUUGCGCUAAAUGGCACCUUAAACUUAGGUUGCGGUUGUCUGUUUGCCAGGGGGUUGGACUCUAUAUGACCCUUCCAAUGCUACAGUUCUACGAUUCUAUGAUCUCAACUACUUUGCUUGACUGUAUCUUGCUCUUACAACAGUUCAUUUGUCCCAGUAUGCAAGAAGGAGAAAGACACACACGGUGGAAAUGGAAAUAGUAUUAACUGUGGGCUAAGGCAGAAGUUUUUAAACUGUGAUCUGAGUUCCAUUUGGGUGACUUGUGGAAAGGCUGCAACGCAGUCAAAUAUAUCUGCACUCAGCCCUGCACUGACUUUGCUUGAUGGGAUGAUGGAGGACUAAGAUGCCCAGCAAAGGGUUCAUGGUUUGCACAGAAGAACAAGAUGCUUGUCUUUUGCUGCACACAAGUUAGCUGGCUUGAUGGAGAUGUCAAUUGCCAACCUGGUGUCCAGAAAUCUCCACGUAGAUUUCUGCAACUGGGCCUGCAAUUGUGGGGAAAUUAAACUCCCAUUUACAGAGUUAUGUGGAAGACAGCCUGGGGCGUUUGAUCCUUUAAUCACUUUGCUUUCCCCCAAAACUAUCCAAGACACGCUCUUUUAAAGUUUAAACAACAUAACUUGUACUUAAUGUACUUGCAACUUGCAAACUAAAAUACACAACACAGGUAGGUGUUAGCCUACAUUGCUAAUACAUCUUACAUAUAAAUACUGUUACUGACUAACUCUGAGACAGACAGCAGCACAACAGUUCAGCUGCUCUCACAUGAAAGACUAACUGCCAUAACUGUACCAACUGAAAUAACUGCCUCGGGGUGUGUGACAGUACAGAUUUCUAUAGCCCUUGUGAGCAUUAACCCGUUUACUUAGCAUUUUGGGUGCUUCCAUCCCACAAAUUGGACCCGCGGCAGUAGCAAAGUGCGCCUGGGGAGUUCCGAACAUUGCUGCAUGGGGAAACUGAUUUGUUAGCUGUUAACCGAAGUUCCAGAUGGGAAUACGGUUGGGUUUGUUUUAGAAUACCUGGCCAGUAAGCAUCAUGCUCAUGUAACUCUUGACGGGCCUCUUGUCUUUCCUGCAGCAUUGCAUGCGACACAGCACCCUCGUGCUCAGCCGGGCCACCCGUGUGGGCAUCCGCACCCUUGAGGCUGUGCCAGCCCUUCAGCCGCCAUGCCCUCCUGCUGCUGCUGCUCUUGUUCCCAGACCUGCCUGUGGCGUCUCCCAACCUGAAGCCGUCCUUGCCUCCCAUUGUCCAAGAGAGCCCCUUUCUGGUGGCGUGGAAUGCGCCAACCGCCCGGUGCUUGGCUGCCUACGGGGUGCCCCUCCGCUUGGACUCCUACAGCAUCCUGGCGAAUGCCCAGGAAGCCUUUGUGGGCAGCAACGUCACAAUCUUCUACUACGACCAGCUGGGCUUGUAUCCCUACUACUUGAACACAACGGUGCCGCCCACUGCCGUCAACGGCGGCUGCCCUCAGAACGCCAGCCUGACAAGGCACUUGGAGCAGAUGGAGAGCGACCUGACGGCAGCCAUGCCCUCCAGCUCCUUUGCGGGCCUCUCUGUGAUAGACUGGGAAAACUGGAGGCCCCAGUGGGUCAGGAACUGGGACAAGAAAAACGUCUAUCGGAACAUGUCUGUCCAGCUCGUCAGGCAAAAGAAUCGCCAUUUGUCGGACGCCCAGGCCGAAAUGCAGGCUAAGUGGGAAUUUGAGACGGCCGCCCAGGAAUUCAUGUCUAAGACCCUGCAGCUGGCCCGCUCUCUCCGCCCCCAGGGCUGGUGGGGCUACUACCUCUUCCCAGAGUGCUACAACUACCACUAUUUGGAUAGUUUUGAGAACUUCACAGGGCACUGCCCUCCGCUGGAAGUGCAGCGCAACAACGAGCUGAUCUGGCUCUGGGAGAACAGCAAAGCCCUCUACCCUUCCAUCUACAUGGAGGAGGCGCUGAGGACCUCUCCGCAAGGGAAGAAGUUUGUGUGGGCCAAAGUGGGGGAAGCCCUGAGAGUGGCGGAGCUGCCUUCUGUUCAACAUUCCCUCCCUGUCUUUGUGUAUGCCAGGCCGUUCUACACCUACACGCUGAAGGAGUUGUCUCAGGUGAGAUACUUGCCCUCUUCCCCGCCCUUGCUCCUAAACUGCACACGUGUGUGUGUGUGUGUAGUGUCCAUGCUUUGAGGCCCAGUAGAUUUACUGCUCAGCAAGGUUGCUAACACGUCUGAGUCUUAGUUAGAGCUCUUGAUUAAUGGUAGCCAAUGAAGGAAGCAGCCUUGUGGCAAAGAGGAAUGGAAAAGAGAUAAGGUGUUAGUUGAUUUCUGAGUUUAUCUCAGGACUGUGUGAGUUGCCACCAACUUCACUCCUGGCCAUGGUGAUGCAACCAAAUAGAGGGUGAGAGGGCUAUUGGGAGAGACCUUUGGAUUAAAACACAAUAUUUAUUGCAAACAUUUCAAUACCCUCUUCAUCUAAAGUGACUCCACAAUGAAUGGCAUCCUUUUUUUAAAUGUAACUAUUACGAGGGGUUGGAAGAGAUGACACUUCCAAUACACACACACACACACACCCCACAUUCUUCCUUCACAAUGUGAACAUCCCUUCUCAACAUACACUAUUAAAUCUGAUACACAUGGCACUAAUGUUGAACAUUUAAUACCUGCACGCAGAUUUCACACCACUUUACUGGCCAUGCUUGCCGUGGUUUUCUUCCCCUCCAACUACGUUCCAAUUAAGUGUGUCUGCGUGAGCAAUUCUCAAAUAUUUUGGGCCCUGUGGCAGGAGUAGAGAUCCAUUAGGAAUCUUGAUUUUCUAUGGUGGUGUAAUACUCAGUCAUAAAAAUGUUUAAAAUGUGUGUGUGUGUGCUGUGUUGGGAAAUGCCAUUCCAUCUCUCUUCAGGACUGGAAAUUUUACUGUUUUACAGGAUAACAAAAACUGCUUCUGUUGCACAGAAAGUGAAAUGGAUUAGGUUUAUGGUUUGACAAUAAACUUUCUCCUACUCAUGCUCCAUGAAAACACACACACACACACACACACACACACACACACACACACACACCAGUCUUCCCUUACACUGUGCAGUGUCAUUUGCAUCAAGUGAGACUGAUAUUCCUGUCUAGCCAUUUGAGCAUCAGCAGUGGCCGUAUUGGGCUGUAUACAAUGGUGCCAUUCUGCUCAUGCAACAGGCUUCUGUUUGCUCAAUCGAACUUCCUUCUCCUUUCCUCUGCAGCCCCCGUGCACAAUCAAAAUCCACCCAGAGGACCUUCCAGAGCAUUUGGGGGGGGGGCACGUGCAGCGAGAGGAUAGGAUGUCCUAUUGUGUUGAGCAGAGUCCCAUUAUUGCAGCACUGGACACAAUCCACAGCUUGGGUGUUUGUUCUUGACUAUAGCAGGAAUAGAGGAUAUCCAAACUGCGAGCGAAUAUCAGAUUCCUGGUGGUCUUUGCUUUUAAUUCAAAAGGAGAUGCGAUCCAGAAGUUGCCAGCAACUCGCUUCUCCAUGGGGGCAGUACCAAAGAGAAGGCAGCAGUGGAACAUGGUGCCCUUGCUAAAGCUUUAGUGAAUAGUUGGGAAUUGCUACCAAUACUCUUGGCCCUCCUUUCCCAGCCCUUGCUGCCUGUACUGACCACUUCUGAAAAACAUGCAUUAGAGGGCUUGAUUUCAUACAAGUAGUGUGUGAAUUGCCUGUAAGUUUGUCGCCCUCAUGGUUGAACAAAGAGAAAUACUGGUAAAUGUCUUGAAGCAGGGUGGCUAACCAGGACCUGGGCCCUCCAGAUCUUAUUGGAUUACAACUCUCAUUGUACUGACCACUGGCCAUGCAGGCUGGAGUUGAAGUCCAACAAUAUCUAGAAGGCUUUGUCCCAAAGCUUCAGAACGAGAAGUCAAACCCGGAUUCGUAACUGUGUUUAUUCAGUUGAGCAUCAUGAUUUAUACUCAUGUAGAAGCUCCCUUUCUUUAUAAGCCAACUGACUCAGAUCUUUGUAUGUAUGGGGAACAGUUCUAUGAGAAACGUUAUACCAAAUAUAUUCUGGUGCCCGACGUCCACCAAAAACGACUUAGGUAUUUACCGUAAACUUGCAAAUUAAUGUGUGUUGGUUUCUGUUGUUCUAGACAGACUUGGUGUACACCAUUGGGCAGGCUGCAGCCAUGGGGGCUCACGGCAUUGUACUCUGGGGAGACGCAGAGUAUUCUCGCAACCGGGUAAUUUUAAUAGCAGGCCUUGAGGCUGCUUUUCUUACUCAUUCUUUUCUUUCAUCUCUGUUGUUUAUUGUUCAGCAUCAGGUGAUGGGCAAAGGGAGGAAGCAGAGGUUCUACUUUGUAUACUGGCUACUUAAAAGACUAGCAGAGAGUACCAUGGGGUAUUUAAAAUGUUCUAACUUCACACACUGCUGCUUGCUCUUCUAUAUGCACAUCUGCAGAUACACAAAUUCCUUGCAUGUUAAAAAAAAAAUGUCAGGGAGAAGGUUUCUAGACUAGUCUUUUCCUUGACAUCCUAGCUCCUGAUAUGCAAGGGGUAUUUAAAAACAACAACAACCCUUUUCCUACAGUCUGAAAUGCUGCACCCCGAUACAGAUUUGUCACUGUCACGAGAACUUUUGGCCUAGACAUUGGUAUGCAGCCAGUGUUCAGGUGCUAUAUUUAAGUUACAGAAUGAACUACAAAACCUCUCCUGUAACAGACCCUCCUGUGUAAUGCUAAGGGAAUAAUUUUAAGGCAGAAUCAACCCCUUUGUGAGGAUUUUGUGGCCUCGGUCCUGUAUACCUGAAGGAGCGUUGCGCCCCCCCCCCGCAUUGUUCAGCCUGGACACUGAGAUCCAGCACCGAGGGCCUUCUGGCGGUUCCCUCAUUGCCAGAAGUGAGGUUACAAGGAACCAGGCAGAGGCCUUCUCGGUAGUGGCGCCUGCCCUGUGGAACGCCCUCCCAUCAGAUGUCAAAGAAAUAACCAACUAUCCUACUUUUAAAAGACAUCUGAAGGCAGCCCUGUUUAGGGAAGUUUUUAAUAUUUAAUGCUGUAUUGUUUUUAAUAUUUGAUUGGGAGCCGCCCAGAGUCGCUGGGGAAACUCAGCCAGAUGGGCAGGGUAUAAAUAAUACAUUAUUAUUAUUAUUAUUAUUAUUAUUCAAUUCCACAGGACCCCAGCCUCAAUUAGGACAUUUUAAGUGCUAGUCAAAUAGGAAUAAACAAGUCCCCAAUGCAAUCAAAUUCCAGUAUUUUCUAAUAGAUUUAUUUAGUUUUGCAUCACAGACUUUCUCUGGCGUUUGUAGCUCUCUAUUAACUCUUGUAAUAACUGUUUCCCUCACAGACCAACUGCUUAAAGAUUCAGGACUACCUGAAUAGCACUUUAGGCCCUUAUAUUGUCAACGUGACCACGGCGACCAAACUUUGCAGCCAGAAGAUCUGCAACAGCCACGGCCGCUGCGUUCGCCGAUGGAUGGACUCGGACAGCUACUUGCACCUCAGCCCUGACACCUUCCAGAUCCUAACAGUAGCAGAGGGCAACCAAACCCGAGUGCUGGUGAGGGGGCAAUUGAGACGUUGGCAGGAGGACAAAAUGAGAGAAGAGUUUGUGUGUCACUGUUACCAGGGCUGGAAUGGAGAGCGCUGCUCUGCCCGGGGGCGGGGCUUCUGGCUGCGAACAAGUGAUUGGUUAAUUCUUGGGGUGCUCCUGUCCACACUGUGGGGGUGUUGUUUGUGAGCCAUUUGGACCAGUUGUGAUACAUGUGGAUUUUUUGUGUGAAGCCCACAGGGGUGAAGUGGAUCCCAUGACCCUCUGCAUAUUGGUGAGAAGGGAAGACCAAGACAAGCAUGGUUUUUGGUGACAAAGGUGUUGUGAAGUGAUCUGUGGCUCCCACUGAUGUUCCUUCUCCUUGUUGUGUUUCUCUGGAAAAGUGAGCACAUAUGGAUUUUACCCUCCAACAACUUCCAUGACCUAUGCAGGAUUCUAUUCUUCCAACACACUGAAGAUUUUCUUUUAAAGUUUUGUAAUUCUCUUCACCAGCAUAGCUGCAGCUUUAAUAUUCAGCAUUGCAUAUUUUCCUAAACUGUGACAAGAACAGUGGUUUUCUAAUUGUUUUUUUUUAAAAAACAAAAGUUAAUUCAGUCAGGAUCUGAUAUUUAUAACAGUUAAAUAAUGGCACAGUCACCUUUAACAGCACUGUACUGUAUUUAAGCAGAUUAUUUAUACAGAAGAAAUUUCCUACUUGAACCAGAUAGGAGUCCUCCAAAUGUGAUUGGUACUGUUUAACUGAUGUGUGUCUGUCUGAUGUGCGUUUGUAUACGUCAAGCUACCUCUCUUAUUAAGCGGGGGCAAGAUUAAAAAAACUUUUUAAAUUAAAUAUUUUUCAUGUGACACAGAUUGACCUAGCAUUUCAAUAUUGUCACCUACUGAAAGCCAUAACCACCACUGUUCAAGAUCAGUGGCUCUCAGACGUCCCCCCUUACCACAAACCCAUGAACCAUGUAAAAAUUGGGUGCAUGGAGGUUCUUGACAGACUGUAAGAGUAGUCUUUGUUUUCCAACUGCGGUGGAUGCGCCUGUUUUUCUGAGCGAAGUUCUGUACUCUCAGGUGUCAUGUUUGUCAGCUGUAAUCUCAGGUCAAAAGCCUUAAUCUCAGUCGCCACAAAGAAUAAAUCAAUUGCAGAGCCAAAUACAGAUACUCUAAACUGUUUGACAACCUGAAUGGAGUUUGUGGAGCACCAGAUGAGAAACUAUGAUCUAGACUGGGGUGGGCCACCUGCAGACCUAGCCUAAUUCCAAAGGCCUUCUGCAAGAGAACCAGGUUAGACUCCUGGUAACAGCAAUCUACUUCUCCGGCAGCCAGCUGAGCAGGGAGAAAGGGUGGAAGAAAAGAAGUGGUUCUUCUCCCCUGCUGGCUUCAGCCCUGCCCACAGCUGCCCUGCUUCCCUGAACACUUACCUGUAAGAGAAUGCAGCCCUCAAUAGCAAAUGUUCCCCAUCUUUCCUGUAGGGAUGGGGAUCGUGUAGUCCAGAAACAUUUGCAGGGCCACAGCUCUCAAGAUCCAUGAUCAUUCACCAUGCUGGCUGGGGCUGAUGAGACUUGUAGCUCAUCAACAUCUAUAGCAGUGUUUUCAGGAGCUGCUGCCACCGCCAUCGCAAUCUCUGUGCAUGGUGUUAACUCAAAUCUAGAGUCACAGGCACAUAGCUCUAAUGUUGCAGGAGAAGCACAGACACAGCUCCCUUCAGCAGGUCCUCUCCUGGUUUUAUCAAUUCUCCCCCUGCCCAGGCCCAGCCAUUUUUGUCUGUACUAUGCAGCAGGGAUGGGAGCAGGAACAAAACAAAGGGUCAUGAAAAGGAGGAGUGAGUGGAAGGAUCUUUGCUGCUACCACCUUAUCCUUUGGUCCUGGACUGCUGCUACAUAUAGGAAAAGAGGC
Molecule: messenger RNA, 27618 nt
Organism: Podarcis lilfordi (Lilford's wall lizard)
Lineage: Eukaryota; Metazoa; Chordata; Lepidosauria; Squamata; Lacertidae
Source: the annotation of a GenBank genome assembly